CCUGACAGCAGCAUACGUAUAUUCCUGUACAUUAUUGAAUUUAUAUCUAGCAAGAGGAUAGUAUAUUAGAGCAUAUUACAGUUUCACAGCAGCAUCGUAACGAAUCAACACAGUGCAGUAACAGUAAGUGAAGUGCAGCUACUGUUCAAUUGUCUCAGUCUCCUCAAGAUGUCCUCAGACAUUUAUGCCAUACCAGAUUUAUCAAAGAAGGUGAGGUACAACAGAAAGGUGCAGGAAGACGGGGCAGAGAUGGAGGAAAGGGAGGUGGAUAUCUACGAGAGUGCAGAAUGUAUCAGAGAUGAUCCCACUGAUUUCCAGUCACAGGAUGGAGGACCACACACUCAGAACCAUGCACCAGUCCAAGAGAGGCCUUUCAGAGCUGCUGCAUUGUGUCUUGGAGUGCUGAGCCUGCUGGUGACAGCUGGGAUCAUCAUCCUGUCCAUAUGUUAUAUGUUAGUCAACACUCAGAUACAGACUAUGGUAAAGCAGCUCGGGGACCAAAUGGCAGUCAACUUCACUCAAUUACAGAGCAGAUAUGAAACACUGAGUAAUAAUCACAGUCAGUUACAGGAUGAAUUAAAGAAGCUGAAUCAAAUAAUCGAAGUGAACGGCUGUCCUGAAGGAUGGAAGAGAUUUGGAUGCAGUUGUUACUUUAAAUCCACUGAGGUGAAAAGUUGGUAUGACAGCAGGAAAGACUGUCAGGACAGAGGAGCUGAUCUGGUGAUCAUAAACAGCAGAGAGGAACAGGAGUUUGUCACAAAGCUGAAUAACAAUGGAGAGUCUUGGAUUGGUCUAACAUCAACGUGGAAAAACUAUGGAUACACAUGGGAAUGGGUGGACAGAUCACCACUGACACAAACGUUUGGGGGGACAGGACAGCUGGAACAUCCCACAGAAUGGAAAUAUGCAGCAUGCUGCGAUCAACAAGGAAAAUGGACACAAAGUAGAUAUUAUUAUUCAAGUCGUAGUGACUAUCACAAAAACUGGAUCUGUGAGAAAUAGAUUUCCUGCUUUCACUGAAGGCAGAGGGGUGUGUGGUGUUGGGAUUAAGUGGUUUCUCAAAUCAGAGGAAAGACAGCUAUUUUUUAUAAUGAAAGUUAAUUUCAGGUUAUCCUUGAUUAGAUUUACUUGAUUCAUUAAUGAGUCUUUUUGUGCUAAAACUACUGUGUGUCCUUUUUAUUUUUACUGGUUCUCCUGGAGUUAGCAGCUGCUUGUUUUUACCUACCUGUGAGGACCUUCACCAGGAAUGUAAAACACCAGUGAAGCAAGUCCUGCUAAUUGUGAAUCAGAAAUAUGUAAUCAACAGCGGCUGCAACUGUCUGCAGCUGUAGGGUGGACAAAGAUGAAUCAGUGAUAGGUUACAUUAGAAUAACAGGUUCCAUCUGAAGACCCUGAACAGAUGAAGUGGAUCAUUCAAUUAUUAUGUAAUGUAUGAUGUGGCUUUCUUUUUGUCAGUGUUAACAGUGGACAACAAACUAUCUGCUUUAGCUACACACUAUGUUACAACACCAACAAUGGAAAUUUAACAUUUAAGUUCUUAUCACUGAACACCAGAACUUCUUGAAGAAGUUAGUUCCUCUACCAGAGAAAAUAUUAAUAACUGUACAGUUCACACAUCAAGUUUCCUGUGUCAGUAACUGCUUCUUUCUUCUGCAGGCUUUAACAAAUGUAUUCACAUGUAUGUGCACAUUGCUGCUGCUGAGUGUAUCUCUGUAUAAUGACAGAAUAAAGUCAAAUCAAAGCUUUUCA
This is a messenger RNA of Seriola aureovittata, 1749 nucleotides long. RefSeq names its product CD209 antigen-like protein E. The record is from RefSeq and is a predicted model, not a curated record. Bases 169 to 1002 code for a protein of 277 amino acids. The transcript has 7 exons. NCBI's taxonomy places the organism in Eukaryota, Metazoa, Chordata, Actinopteri, Carangiformes, Carangidae.